Dipodomys spectabilis (banner-tailed kangaroo rat) is the source of this 900-nucleotide messenger RNA. RefSeq names its product chromodomain Y-like protein. The record is from RefSeq and is a predicted model, not a curated record. Gene Ontology annotation, molecular function: transcription corepressor activity. Gene Ontology annotation, cellular component: nucleus. Lineage: Eukaryota; Metazoa; Chordata; Mammalia; Rodentia; Heteromyidae.
AUGGCUGGGAAAAGGAAAUAUAUUGGCGACAGAGGAGACCAGCCUUUGGACAAGUGGUUGCCUUUCAGUGUGAGGCAGACAAAGAGUGCCUAUGGAUACAGAGAUAUUUUCAGGAAGCAAGACAGCUUCACUCACAUCUUGUUAUCCACAAAAUCAUCUGAGAAUAACUCUGUAAACUCAGAGGAGGUGGGAAGUGGAGGGGACUUGGCAGCUUGGCUGCUAAUCACUGUGGCCACACUGACAUGUGGCAGUACACAUGUGAUGGGCAUCGGCUCCAUGCUAGUUGUAUGUGCCCAGUGGGAGCUUUGGCUAUUACUAGGAGAAAGUAACAGUUCCUCUGUCGUUGGGCCAUCUCCCAGAAACUUGGUGAAUACUUUAAUUCAGUUUAAGAAGCCUAAUAUUGUAGCAGUAAAGGGCCCAGCCAUUGGAGUAGGAGCAUCCAUAUUGCCUCUUUGCGAUGUGGUUUGGGCUAUUGAAAAGGCUUGGUUCCAAUCACCCUAUACCCCCGGACAGGAUCCAGAUGGCGGCUGUAAUGUUAUUUUUCCCAAGAUUAUGGGAGGCGUGUCUGCCAAUGAAAUGUUGAUCAGUGGAUGGAAGCUCACCGCACAGGAGAUAUAUGGAAAAUGCCUGAUGUCCCAGGUUCUGGCCAAGGAUGUCAUGGUUCUAAUCAAGGAGCUUGCUUCCUGUAAUACAGUUGUUCAUGCUGCAGCUGGAGCCGUCAUUGGAAAGUUACAUACAAACCCAGUGGGCACUCGAAAGGAUGCCUGUGCUGCUGAACAGAAGUAUGAGAAGCUGAGACCAUUUGAAUGUGGUGAUGGAGAGUCACUUGGAAAAGCUUAUAUCACUCAACAAAGAGAAUUAUCAAGUUUACCUUCAGGUCUUAAAGCUGAAGUAGAUUAG